CACAUCCCAGUGAAGGGUCCAAAGCUUAGUACGCUGUUAUUCACGGAAUUCUCAUAGAGAUUUGUCCCUUUGUGUAACAAGAUUUCAUUUGGAGAGAAGCGAUGGAGGAAGAGGAGCACGAGGUGUACGGCGGAGAAAUCCCCGACGAAGCAGAAAUGGAAGGCGAUUUGGAUCCUAACAGCGCCGACGUCGAUAUGUCAGCUGCCGACGAUGACGCUAUCAAGGAAUUGGAUGAGAUGAAGAAGCGAUUGAAGGAGAUGGAAGAGGAGGCGGCCGCGCUGCGUGAAAUGCAGGCGAAAGUUGAGAAGGAGAUGGGUGCUGUUCAAGAUCCUGCUAGUGCUGCUGCUCAGGCAAGCAGGGAGGAGGUUGAUUCACGGUCUAUUUUUGUUGGCAAUGUUGAUUAUGCAUGUACUCCUGAGGAAGUUCAGCAGCAUUUCCAGUCAUGUGGAACUGUGAACCGGGUAACUAUUUUGACUGAUAAGUUUGGGCAGCCUAAAGGUUUUGCAUAUGUGGAAUUUCUCGAGCAAGAAGCUAUUCAAGAGGCCCUCAAGCUGAACGAAUCUGAACUGCAUGGACGUCAAUUGAAGGUGACAGAAAAAAGAACCAAUGUUCCAGGAAUGAAACAGUAUCGUCCAAGGCGCUUCAAUCCUUAUUUAACGUAUAGAUACAGGAGGCCUUAUGUACCGCCUUAUUUCUAUUCUCCUUAUGGUUAUGGGAAGGUUCCAAGGUUUAGGCGACCAAUGCGCUACAUGCCUUAUCAAUGAAAACAAGAAUUCAGUUUCCCGAUUUGCAUUCAGAUGCAUCCUCCUCCAAUAAAGUACGUGAUUUCUCUAUCUACAUGGUCGAUGAACAUGAUCACAAAUUGCUAGCAAGAAAAGUAGCUGCUGAGACCUUGUAAUUUAUAAGCUAUUUCUAGUGUAAGUUUCUAUUUGCGAUGACUGGGGGAUAAUAUUUUCUUCUAUCAGAAUUACAUUUUUUUUAAGUAUCUGAAUUUCUGUUGUUUUAAUAACUAAACUAGCUUGUUUUGUAUUCGGUAUCGACAAUACAAUAAACACGAUUUAAAUCUACUUUUCUUGUC
This is a messenger RNA of Olea europaea var. sylvestris, 1078 nucleotides long. RefSeq names its product polyadenylate-binding protein 2-like. NCBI's taxonomy places the organism in Eukaryota, Viridiplantae, Streptophyta, Magnoliopsida, Lamiales, Oleaceae. The coding region runs from base 102 to 764 and encodes 220 amino acids. The record is from RefSeq and is a predicted model, not a curated record. Gene Ontology annotation, molecular function: RNA binding. The transcript is spliced from 6 exons.